This is a messenger RNA of Acanthopagrus latus (yellowfin seabream), 3091 nucleotides long. RefSeq names its product protein shisa-2. The record is from RefSeq and is a predicted model, not a curated record. The transcript is spliced from 2 exons. Bases 624 to 1499 code for a protein of 291 amino acids. NCBI's taxonomy places the organism in Eukaryota, Metazoa, Chordata, Actinopteri, Spariformes, Sparidae.
ACACGCCCCGCUCUCACUCUGACUCCAGGCAGGACAGACUCUGGGCGCUUUAGUUCAAUCGGGCUAAAUCUGACCCGGACUUGUCUUGCUGACUUCUGGAUGCCCGACAAUGCGCACCGAGCCAGUGAAGUUUGUAAAGUUAUCCUUGCGCACGGGGCUGGCGGCGAGGGGUCUCGGGAGUGACAUGGAUCACAAGGCUACAAGUGUUGGUUUCUGUGCGUCCGAGUUCCAGAAGGAGACAUGAGCAGCCUCUCUGCCGUGGAGAUCAUUUAGUCCUGGUUUUUAGCAGCUGGAGUAUCAGUGACGCUAAAGGUUGUAUCAUUUCUGUGACAGUUUCACUUUCAACAGCAUCUUUUUUUUGUUUGUUUUUGUCGUACAACUCUUGGAUAAUCACUCACACCGCGGAGCCACUUUUGGAGAUCGGAAUUACGCACGGGAUUCCUCUAACAAAUGACAGCUCCUCAGCGGUUUGUUGCUCCCUCGCUUCACCCCCUCAGGUCCCCGCACCGCACCGACCCACCGCAUCACUCCCCUCGCCAGGUGAGGUAGACGCGGGGAGUGAAAGCCCCUCUGUCUGUCUGUGUCAGUGCGCCGGCGUGCGGCCGCGCUCCACCUGGCCGAGGAUGUGGGGAGGAGGCUUCCCGAUGUAUGUCACCGUGAUCGUGACUCUUCUCCUGGUUAUCAUCGACGUGAAAGCCAGCGGGGAGUAUUGCCACGGCUGGCAGGACUCCCAGGGCGCGUGGAAAGAAGGCUUCCAGUGUCCGGAGAAGAUCGACGGCGUGGACGCGAUCAUCUGCUGCGGGAAAUGCGAGCUGCGCUACUGCUGCUCCAGCACGGACGCGCGGCUGGAUCAGGGCAGCUGCGAUAACGACCGGCAGGCUCCGCAGCCCGGGACAGAGAGCAAGGAGAACAAGGACUCUGGUGCAGUGCCCAUCUACGUGCCCUUCCUGAUCGUGGGCUCUGUGUUCGUAGCCUUCAUCCUGGUGGGCUCUGUGGUGGCCGUGUGCUGCUGCCGCUGCCUCCGGCCCAAACAGGAGCUCUCGUCAGGAGGCGCGUCAGGAGGCGGAGCCGGCGGGGGUCGCCUCUUGGAGACCAUCCCCAUGAUGGCCAGCGCGGGGACCUCCAGAGGUUCAUCGUCCCGCCAGUCCAGCACGGCCACGUCGUCCAGCUCCUCCGCCCCGCCCGCCGCGCCUCGCCAGGCUCCCCCUCCCCUCAUGCGGGCUCAGGCCUCCUGCUGCCUGCCCCCUGAUGCCAGCGUCUUCGUCAACAUGCCCACCAACUUCUCCGUGCUAAACUGCCAGCAGGCCACGCAGAUCAUGCCUCACCAGGGACAGUUCCUGCACCCACAGUACAUCGGCUACGCCCACCCUGUGUCCACCACCACAGCCUACCUGGACCCCACUCAGGGAGGAUACAGACCCCUCCAGUCCCCUUGCCCGCCUCCCACUGGUGGGUCCAGUAUCACCAGCGACCAGAAAUACCCCCCGGUGACUGUGUGAUGAACCUUGCAGACCACUCUGCCACUUUGUUGUCAAGUUUAACCUGUGAGGGCAGCGCCAGAGACCUUUUAGGGGGGACGCUGCCGGAGUGGAAACAGAAAGUCAGACUCACAUGAAGGACUCAUGGAGCCGUGGAGGCAGCAGGGUCUGUCUGCUAUUGUGUGUGGUGUGUGUGGUGUGUGUGUCUGUUCAGUGUGUCGUAUGAUCUCUCGGCAGGUUUAAAUGAGCUAAGCUCAGCCAAUGAUUGAUGCAUAAACAAGUUUCUGUCUCGAUGCAUUUUGGAGGGUUGAACGGCCCAGAUGGAUGGUGAAGCGCGGCUCAAACAAAAGAGCGCGCAUGUGUCCGUGUUUGCAUGAGUGCAUAUGAGAGAGUGAGAAAAAAGAGAUUUGUUGGCUUAUAUGUGUCUGAAUGAGUGAUGACUGGAUGAUUUAUAGCAGUGAACUGUAUGAAAAAUUGAUAUUCAAGCAAAAAAAAAAAAAAAAAAAAAAGAAACCUAUGACCACAUGCUGUGUUUGUGCCACGUGCACGUCUGCACUUGUGAACGGUUGUGAGUGGUUUAUACAAUACUGUAUACGUUUGUAUGUGUUGAAAGCACGAGGAGGGAGCAUGCGAAGAGACGUCCGUACUGUACGUGUGUGUGUGAGCUGGUGUGAAGUGUGGAGGGAUGCUGGCGUAUGAGUAACUGUGAGUGGGCUGCGUGUAAUGGGAAAUGCAGGUGGCGUGAUGCGAAAGGCAGCCGCCAUCUCCCCGGAGGGCGUUUAAAGUCUAAUGAAGUGAACACAGGACAUGGAGUGUGACGCUCCACCCUCCUUCAGCCACCCAAAAAAAAAACCACACACACACACACAAAAAACAAAAAAAUACCCAGACUCCCCCUGAGUGGAAACACACACACACACACACACACACACACACACACACACACACAAGACCCUCGAAAAAAAUUAAAACAGUCACGCAAGACUUGCAGUUAAUGUGCCUCACAAGUGUGAGUGUGUGACAGACACACAGAGAGAGAGGCAGCUCUCUGAAGAUUACAGAGUUAAUUAUAAAGCCAACUUCACUUCUCUCCUGCGAGAGGUGUGUGCGUGCAUGUGUGUGUGUGCAUGUGUGUGUGUGUUUAACACUCCUACAGGUCAGUGCCUGAGCGGAGGGCACAGGCAGCUCCAGGGCAGCUUUGAGUCAUUAUUUUCCACUUAAGAAAGGCACAGAAACGGCGGUUACUGGUUUGUUAAUCUGGAAAAAGAAAAAAGGAAAAAAAAGUUAAAUGUUGCUUUUUUUUUCUUUUUUCUUCAGCCGUUCAGUGCGCUGUCGUGCAGCCGGGUCACUGGUAACUCAGUAACAUGCAGCUUGAGGAAUGUGCUGCUCCACUGAGCGUGAUUUGUACUGAAACCAGGAUGCUUGUGUGCCUCAACUGUACUCAAAGCAUAAUGUCUGUAAGAUACAGUCGGCAGCUUGUGUGUGACGAAGUUAUCUGUAAAAAAAAAAAAAAAAAAAGUGACGUAUGAAAACUGGUCCAGUUUGAUGCAGGAGUGACAUUUUUUCAUAUGAAUUCUAAAAAACAAACAAACAAAUAAACAUUUGAAAAGAAA